This is a messenger RNA of Parnassius mnemosyne (clouded apollo), 471 nucleotides long. The record is from the annotation of a GenBank genome assembly. NCBI's taxonomy places the organism in Eukaryota, Metazoa, Arthropoda, Insecta, Lepidoptera, Papilionidae.
AUGGCGAAAUUUGAUAACUUAUGGUGUGACUCGGACGAGGGCGAUCUCAGCGAGGACGAAGAAACAUUUUCAUAUAAUAAUGUUGAGCAGGAUAUGCAGAGGGAAUUAGAUAACUCCAAUGAGGUUACCCUACUGGCCAUGUUUGAUGAACAUGGACAGCAAUUGGAGUGUCCAAGUCUCCCUUUAGGACCCGCACCUUACACUGAGCCAGCACAAGUAAAUCCACCAUUACCAGUGUCACCAUCUUCUUCGCGAAAUGUUCGUCCAGAAGUGGUCGUUGUCGUUGAGCGGUUAGAUGAGGAGACCAGCAACGAGUACUUGUUGGCGGACCAGCAUGAAGUAUAUCACGAGGAGGUGGUGGCGAGUUCGAGUGGUGGUGCUGUGCGAGGCGUGCGGUUCCCAGCGACGGCAGCAGCAGGCGGGCUAGGGAAGCUCGAGAGCGGAGGGCCGAAAGGAGAAGGAUGGAAGUAG